Molecule: messenger RNA, 2327 nt
Organism: Pectinophora gossypiella (pink bollworm)
Lineage: Eukaryota; Metazoa; Arthropoda; Insecta; Lepidoptera; Gelechiidae
Gene: Nsun2
Product: tRNA (cytosine(34)-C(5))-methyltransferase
Exons: 14
Coding region: 24-2228 (734 amino acids)
Biological process (GO): tRNA methylation
Cellular component (GO): cytoplasm; nucleus
Molecular function (GO): tRNA binding; tRNA (cytidine-N5)-methyltransferase activity
Source: RefSeq, a predicted model, not a curated record
GCGACACUGCUUGUUAUUGUUGAAUGAUUAUUUUUUCUUGUUUUAUACAGAAAAGAUUAGUGUCACUCGGUGCUUAUUUAAAGAGAAUGGGCCGGAAGAAUCGUCACGUUAAUAAAUUCGCUCAGCGAAAGCGGGAACGCAGGGAACAGGAGAAAAAUCCCCAAGAGAAGCCUGCUGAAGACGUGCGAAGGCACUACGAGGAUAUCGUGCGGGAAAAUGCAGCAUUUGAAGAGUAUUAUAAGGCUCAAAAAGUGUGUCCCGAAGAAGAAUGGCCGGCAUUUAUGGUAUCUCUCAAACAGAAUUUACCGACAGCAUUCCGUAUUACCGGCUCGAAGUGUGAAGCCAACGGUCUUAUGAACAUUGUCAAAAGCACAUAUUUCAAUGAGAUUGUUAAUGUGAAGAUGAAGGUGGACGGUACUGAUGAAGAAGAGGAGGUUAAACCUAUCAACCUGCCAUGGUACCCGGGUGGUUUAGCGUGGCAACUCCGUCUGUCCCGGACAGAUAUCCGCCGAAGCGAACCUCUGUAUAGGCUACACAACUUCCUGGUGUCCGAGACCGCGGCAGGCGGCGUCUCGAGACAGGAAGCCGUAUCUAUGCUGCCACCUGUCGUACUUGACGUGAAGCCGCAUCAUAAGGUGCUAGACAUGUGUGCGGCGCCAGGCUCCAAGACAGCACAGCUGAUCGAGUUCCUACACGCGGAUGAGGAUAAAAUGCCCACAGGGUUUGUGGUGGCCAAUGACGUGGACAACAGCCGCUGCUACAUGCUGGUGCAUCAAGCCAAGCGGCUUAACUCGCCCAACAUACUCAUCACCAACCAUGACUCCGCUGUGAUGCCCGCUCUCACGGUCACCGACACUGAGAACCCCGGACAGACCAAACAGCUGAAGUUCGACCGCAUCCUGUGUGACGUGCCGUGCUCGGGAGACGCGACGCUACGGAAGAACCCAGACAUCUGGCUGAAAUGGUCCACCGGCAACGGGAACAACCUGCAUGGUAUCCAAUAUCGUAUUUUGCGGCGCGGGUGCGAGCUGCUAGCCGUCGGGGGUAGGCUGGUGUACUCCACCUGCUCCUUCAACCCGGUGGAGAACGAGGCUGUGCUCCACCGCAUGCUGGCCGAGGCAGCGGGCUCGCUCCACCUCGUCAGCCUCGCUGAUACUCUGCCGGGACUCAAGUACCACAAGGGUAUGUCUCACUGGCGGCCGGCAUCUAAAGACAUGGUCUUCUACGACAAGUACGAGGAUGUCCCGGAGAAGUGGCAGACGGUGGUGCGGCCGCAGAUGUUCCCGCCCGCCGCGCCCGACGCGGACAAGUAUCACCUGGACAGAUGUAUAAGAAUCCUUCCACACCACCAAGACACGGGCGGUUUCUUCGUAGCUGUACUGGAGAAGACAGCCCCUCUACCCUGGGAGAAGGAGUCUACUGAGGCUGCCCAGCCGGUAUCCACCCCGGCAGAGGAGAAGAAGGAACCGCCGCGGAAGAAGCGGAGGAUGGGCGGCUAUAAGGAGGACCCUUUCGUGUUCUUUAAAGGUGACGACGAAGACGUGUUCCCGUCAAUCAAGGAGUACUACGAGCUGAACUCGGACUUCGACUCGACGUGCCUGCUCACCAGGUGCUACGUGGGGAAGAAGAAGAACAUAUACCUGGUGUCCCCGGCCGUGAAGGACGUCGUCAAACACAACGAGGACAGGAUCAAGAUCAUCAACACUGGCGUCAAGACGUUCGUCAGAUGUGACAACAAGAACAUGACUUGUCCGUUCAGGUUAUCCCAAGAAGGUCUACAGAGCAUAGCCCCGUUCAUCGGCGCGUCGCGGCGCCUGCGCAUCCUGAAGGAGGACUUAGUGCUGGUGUUGCAGAACGACAACCCCAGCAACCCGCCGGAGAUCAAGUUGUUCAGCGAGCAUACGCAGAACCUGGUUAAAGAUUUAGCGACAGGCAGCUGCAUCCUGGAGUACAAGGACGAAGCCGGGCUACAGCUCACCCUGGUAGGCUGGCGUGGCGUGCACUCGCUGCGCGCGUACACAGCCACUCCUGACACCAUACACUACUUGCGGCUACUUGGUUCCGACUAUUCUAAGUUUGAUAUCAACAAAUUCAAGAAAGCAUCAGACGUGCCCGGAGACUCCGAGGUCCCUGAGACCUCAGAGCAGUCCCCGAACGAAGUCCCUGAGUCUACAGAGCAAACCCCGAGCGCCAACGGCGACCCCCCGAAGGGAACGAGUAAUUCAUAAUAAUUAUUAUUUAUUAAUAACUCGUCGUAAAUUGUAUUGUUACUAUAUGUAAGAAUAAUUAUAUAAUAUUGACAAUAUAUGUUUUUAUUUAUGAUUUAA